AUGUGGCGGAUCUUUCCACUUCUUCUUUGCUUCUACGCGGUGCUCUCAAGUGGUACGUCUAGUGAUGAUGACAGGAGAUGGCUUGUUUCCCUCAUAGAUCUGGUGGAGCUGGACUAUCAAGAUCAAUGUAACCAACGAGCUGAAGCAACCUGGGAAGAACUUUUAGGCAAGAAGAAAAUCUUGUCUUUGAAUUUAUGUUACAUUUUAACUUCAAUUGAAAAACUGCAUAACUCCAUAGCAAGAGAACAAGAUGAGGAAAAGUUGCGUCUGAUGAAAGCGUCAUGGGAUAGUCACCUGCCAGAUUUUAAGGAAUAUCUUAAUAAAAUUCUGCCUUUACAGAGGAAUGUGUCGAAAGAAAGUCAUAGUAAACAAAGUAUAUUUAUGUACGUAUCAACAGUUUAUGACUCUGCUGAAGAAUAUUGGAAUUCGUUAGCCGAAUGCGAAGGGGCAAUGUUAACGGCCCCUGAGAUUUGGGAUCACGUCAGACCUUUGUACCUCAAAUUACAUAAAUACGUAUCACUCAAGCUGAAAGGCGUGGACGAAGUUGGAAAGCCCUUGCCGAUAUAUUUGCUUAAAGAAUCCGCUUUCAAUGGAACCUACCCUCCUAUAAUAGUAGAUUGGUGCGAAUCAAACAGAAUGAGAUUCGUAACUUGCAAGGACGUCAGUAUUCAGAACUAUAUGGACGCACAUGAAACAGCUAUGAAAAUAAAAUACAAAAUCACGACCAGCUUACACAGCAAUAACACAUACGUGUUAAGAGGAGCGCCACGUUGCUCGGCUAUAUAUGAAGCAGUGCCGCGAUUUGUAUCAUUAUUGCCUCUGAAUCCCCAUACAUUAGAGGGUGCUGGUUUGUAUCCGCUUAAUAGGUUUCAUUACAACCAAAACCACAAUAGACUCGUUCUGCUGCUCAUUAUAGCAUUGAGAGAUUUAUCGAAGUGA
This is a messenger RNA of Danaus chrysippus (African queen), 939 nucleotides long. Lineage: Eukaryota; Metazoa; Arthropoda; Insecta; Lepidoptera; Nymphalidae. The record is from the annotation of a GenBank genome assembly.